GGAGUCAGGAAUCCGGGCAAACUACAGUUGCUAGAUCUUCUCUGUAGCCCAUCUUCCCAGUAACCAUCCAAAGCAGCAGCACCUAACCGCCAUCAAUAAGUAUCUCACAAAAGAGUUUGCUGCACUGAUGGGCACACCACAAUGACAAGAACCCUAAAAUCGAUGUGGCAGGUCCCGUUACCGUCUCCACCUGCCGAAAUUAGUCACGGAUGGGUCCCGCCGGGGGACCCCUGUUUCCCUGCAGUCGCCUACUUGCCCGUUCAGGUGAGGGCGCCGAAACGGGUAAGGGUUGUAAGAAAAGAACUGCUCUUUACACGUAUGCGACAUUCCCUGCCCACAGUGAGACUGCAGCGAAUCCUACGUGAAAUAGAAGGUAGCUUUUCCUGUGCAGAGAGAAGAGAAGGUGGUGGUGCGGGUGCAUUAACUCUCCGGGGGGGACGAAUGGGAGCCAGGCGGUGCACCCUCGAAGCCGGUUUUAACUCCCUGCUCGCUCCCGUAGCUUCCGAGUCCGGUGAUGAUCUCCGUGAAAUCGACUCCGAGAAUCCCAAUUGCUGUAAUCUCUCUUGUGGAGACAAAAGGAUGAGGCUCUCAUCGUCCGGUCUCGGCCGUCUGCAGGAGGAAGAGUUGUGGCAUGCCUGCGCUGGACCGCUGGUGUCGUUGCCUCCUGUUGGAAGUCGGGUGGUGUACUUUCCGCAGGGCCACAGCGAGCUGGUGGCUGCAUCAACCAACAGGGUGACCGGUUCCCUCCCCAGCUUCCCGAGCUUGCCUCCUCACCUGGUGUGUCAGCUGCAUAAUGUUACCAUGCUUGCGGAUGAAGAGACAGACGAAGUAUAUGCCCAGAUGACACUGCAAGCCCUAAGUCCACAAAACGACCUUCAUCUGCCUACUGAACUGGGCACGCGAAGCAAACAUCCGACCAAUUACUUCCGCAAGACAUUGACGGCAAGCGACACCAGCACGCACGGUUGCUGCUCCAUUCCCCGUCGAGCCGCAGAGAAAGUGUUCCCUCCAUUGGAUUUCUCACGGGACCCCCCUGUGCAGGAGCUGAUCGCCAAGGACCUCCAUGGCAAUGAAUGGAAGUUUCGGCACACCUUUCGAGGCCAGCCAAAGAGGCAUCUCCUCACCAUAGGAUGGACUCUCUUCGUGAACGCAAAGAGACUGGUCGCAGGAGACUCUGUGAUCUUUAUCUGGUACGGCUACAGUGAGUUGCUCCUGGGAGUUCGGCGCGCUCAGAGUCCGCAGCGAGUUGCUUCCGCCGACGCCGUGCACGUAGGCCUCGUCGCUGCUCAUGCCGUUGCCACGAAUAGCUCGUUCACCCUAUCUUAUUUCCCAAGGGCGAGCCCAUCUGAGUUCGUCAUCCCACUGUCUAAGUACGUCAAAGCAGUCCUCCGCACGCGUUUGCUGGUGGGCAUGCGCUUCCGGAUGCUCUUCGAGACGUCAGAGUCAAGUGUUCGACGAUACAUGGGAAAGAUUAUAGGGAUCGGUGAUCUCGACCCUGUGCGUUGGCCCAACUCGCACUGGCGCUCCGUGAAGGUGAGUUGGGACGAGCACGCAGUUGGAGAGAGGCAGUUCAGGGUGUCACCAUGGGAGAUCGAGCCGCUGCCGACCUUUCCGAUGUAUCCAUCUCCUUUUCCUUUGGGGAUGAAGCACUCGUGGCCUACUGGAGUCCCCUGCCACCAUGGUGAAGAUGACGAUAACGUGGAUUUGGCUUCACCGCUGAUGUGCUUCCAGAACGGUGGAAACCUAGGGUUUCUAUCACUGAAUGCUCAUAGCAGCGCUGCUGCACCGUGGAUGCAGCCGAGGUUCGAUGCUCCGAUGCUGCAAGCGGAGAUGUGGCCGAUGACGGCGGCAUCUGGGCUCCUGGAGAAGAGGGUUACCGAUGCCGCAAAGCAGGCAUCAGCUGCAACGCUGCAACCGCAGCAGACUCCAACACCGCUAGGUCAGAGUCUGGAUCAUGGUGGUCCACCUCAACCUCCACCUCCACCAGCCUUUCUUCAGAUCGCUCAGCUGAAUCUGGAGCAGAUCCUGCAUCAACAAGCACAACAGCGGUCGGCGGCCACCACCGCCGCAGUGGCUCCUCCGGUCCAGUCUCUUCUUCUUCCUCCUCCUCCUCCUCCAGUUGGAUAUGCUGACUUCAGCCCUAGUAUUCCGCCACUGCAAUCACCCUAUGAUACCUACACCAUCUUGCACAACUCAACUGAUGCCACUCUUCCUGCCUACUCUCUUACCUACCCUAUCGAUCUCACCUCGGAGGAUAUCCUUUCGCUGCACCCUUCCUUUCACUCCUCCUUGGAGUCUCUUCCGCCUCUUGAGGUUUGCAUCCACCGUGACUCUGUUGGCGGCGAACUUAUCACCAGAAAUAACGAAAGAUUCUUCUUUUAGAUUCUCAAACCAUUGAUUUGCAUAUGAUCCAUCGUAUGCAUGCCGGUGGCAAUCUUCGUAAUCCAUAUUUAGUACGUCAGAUCGAACAUGAAACAAAGGAUAAUGUUCCCUCCGGAGAGUUGUAU
Messenger RNA from Musa acuminata AAA Group (dessert banana), 2507 nucleotides. RefSeq names its product auxin response factor 6-like. Gene Ontology annotation, molecular function: DNA binding. The transcript is spliced from 12 exons. Gene Ontology annotation, cellular component: nucleus. Gene Ontology annotation, biological process: regulation of DNA-templated transcription; response to hormone. NCBI's taxonomy places the organism in Eukaryota, Viridiplantae, Streptophyta, Magnoliopsida, Zingiberales, Musaceae. The record is from RefSeq and is a predicted model, not a curated record. The coding region runs from base 142 to 2382 and encodes 746 amino acids.